This is a messenger RNA of Fraxinus pennsylvanica, 1395 nucleotides long. Lineage: Eukaryota; Viridiplantae; Streptophyta; Magnoliopsida; Lamiales; Oleaceae. The record is from the annotation of a GenBank genome assembly.
AUGGAAGGGGGAAGCACGGAAAGAGCAGCCAUGGCAGCAGUGGAAGAAGCAAAGAAAAGAUGCAGUGCUCUUACACAGCGAAUCAUUCACUCGGAGAAACUUUCCAAAUUAUCAUCGAAAACAACCCUUCUCAGAUUAAUCCAAUCCGAGCUCUCUUUUCUUCAUCGCCUGUCUCCUCCCUUUUCUUCUGCCCCUCUCAGUGUCAAUAUUGGGCAUCUGGAGGCCAUUGCGCACGUUCUUCAGCAGCCAUUCGUAACUGGGGUAUCGCGCGUCUGCAAGCCAGUUGUUCUGUCGCCUUCGAAAAGGAUCUAUGUUGAUAUAGUAUGUAGUUUGAAUGGAAACCCUGUGUGGUUUAUUGUCUCGGAUAGGAACCCCAGAUAUAUUUUUUGGGACAGAAACGAGGGUUUAAAGACACGAAUUCGAUUACUUCUUGAUGCGGCAAACGAGUCCCCUGUAACGCUAAGGCCAUCUUCUAUCAUCUUCUUCUUUGCUAAUGGACUUGAUGAUGGUGAUUGUCAGAAAUUUAGGGAUGAAUUUGGAGCCACUGAAUUAGAACUUGAUUCAUUUUCGUAUGAAGAGUUACAAUUAGAGGAAGACUGGACAAAUGUGAAUCUAAUUGGAAGGUCAUUCCCAAAGUCUUGUGUUCUUCAAAUAAGGGUCGGAACAAAUGGCUUUGGUAUGAACGAUAAACAUCUUUUGCAUUCUGCAGGGGAAGAUACCCUAUCAUCUUGCAAGAAGAACAUUGAGUCCUGUGAUUUGAAUUUAGGCAUGUCUUUCUGUUCUCUUGUUUCUGGAUUGAAAUGCGGCUGCUGCUCUUUGGAUUUGUAUGCAGGACUUGAGGAUGGGUCAUCAAAGGAUUUGUUGGAUGGGAUUAGAGCCAAAUUAGUUAAUUUUGAUACGACAGCAAUGAUAGCUAUCGUGUCGGGAAUCAGUAAUGGAGGGACUGAGAAACUUUUGGCUAAACCAGAGAGCGAAUUGAGGGGUCGAUUUAAAAGCAACUAUGAGUUCGUGAUUGCACAGGUCAACUCCGAAAUCCAGAACCCGAUCCAUGGGGAACUGGCUGGUGUAAUAUCAGGAAAGAUAGGUAUUAUAUGUGAAAGCGUUCAUUCAGAAUGUCAGGAGCUUAUCUCAAUGUGCGGUGGUCCUAAUGAGAUAUCAAGAGCCAACCACUUUCUGAAGUUCCUCAAGGUAGUGCCUGAUUGUCCUUCAACACGAUUGAUGAACCUUCCGACGACCAGAAAAAUGGCCUUGAAAAACAAGGUAGUUUUUGGUACUGGGGACUACUGGCACGGUCCUACUGUAACUGCAAAUAUGGCUUUUGUCAGAGCUGUUUCACAGACAGGGAUGUCUCUGUUUGUAAUAGAGCAUAGGCCGCGGGCACUAGUUGGUGACUGA